Molecule: messenger RNA, 2872 nt
Organism: Megalops cyprinoides (Indo-Pacific tarpon)
Lineage: Eukaryota; Metazoa; Chordata; Actinopteri; Elopiformes; Megalopidae
Product: rho GTPase-activating protein 10-like
Exons: 23
Coding region: 426-2786 (786 amino acids)
Biological process (GO): signal transduction
Cellular component (GO): cytoplasm
Molecular function (GO): GTPase activator activity; protein binding
Source: RefSeq, a predicted model, not a curated record
UAGUUUUCUGCUGGAGUUUGAUAGAAACUAGCCGACUGUGCAGUCUUGGUUAUGAGUGACUCUUGAAUAUUAUUUGACCAAAGCUGGCAAAAUUACUAUAUCUAAUUACAAAACGUGUCGAUUAAAUUAGCUGCAGGCAUUUUGGAGACGUUGCUAGCUAGUUUGCUAGCUAGUUUACAUGAAUGAUGAUGUGAUUGCAUUAUAGCGAGAUAUCCUAUUCUGUGUGGAUAAAGUUGUAGUUAAUCUAUUUUAAUUAACUUACUGUAGAACAGCUAACCUUAACGCAGUUAACUUCGAUCAAGGCGACUUGAGAAAACUCGUUCGAGUAACUUCUGAGAUAUCUUUCCCCCGGGAUCUUGCGAACGACAUUGAAGCAAGACAACUUAAAUCAGGCUUGCAUUUGUCGAUCACUCCAAUCAGCAGAAAUGGGAUUACACCCACUGGAGUUCAGCGAAUGCUACCUUGACAGUCCUUCUUUCAGAGAAAGAAUAAAAGCACACGAAGCUGAGCUGGACAAAACGAGCAGAUUUAUAAAAGAACUCUACAAAGAUGGAAAGAAUCUUAUCAGUGCCAUUAAACAACUGGGAAUGGCGCAGCGCAAGUUUGCUCAGUGCCUGGGAGAGUUUCAGUUUGAGUACAUUGGAGAUGCUAAGACCGAUGAUGAGAAGUGCAUCGAUGAUUCGUUGCAGGAAUUUUCUUCUUUCCUGAAGAACCUGGAGGACUACAGAGAGCUGAUGAUGAGGAACAUCACAGAGACGCUGAUGAAGCCUCUGGAGAAAUUUCGUAAAGAGCAACUGGGCUCUGCCAAGGAGGAAAGAAAGCGCUAUGAGAAGGAAACGGAAAAGUACUACAGCUCUCUGGAGAAGCUGCUAACGCUGUCAGCAAAGAAGAAAGAGCAGCAGCUACAGGAGGCGGAUCUCCAGGUGGAGGGCAUGAAGCAGCACUUUCAGGAGGAGUCACUCGAAUAUGUCUGCAAGCUGCAGGAGAUCCAGGAGAGGAAGAAAUUUGAGUGCGUGGAGCCUAUGCUGGCCUUUUUUCAGACGGUUUUCACCUUUUAUCACCAAGGAUAUGAGCUGGCCAAGGACUUCGACCAUUACAAAAGAGCACUGCAGAUCAAUAUUCAGAAUACACGGAGUCGCUUUGAGGGCACCAGGUCAGAAGUGGUGGAGCUGAUGAGGAAGAUCAAGGAGAGCCCACACGAUCACAGACAGACGAGUCCAAUCAGCAUUGAGGGCUACUUGUAUGUCCAGGAGAAGCGGCCGCCCCCUUUUGGCUCCAGCUGGGUGAAGCGCUACUGCACUUUUGUGAAGGAGCAGAAGAUUCUGCACAUGAUCACAUUUGACCACAGAUCCGGAGGAAAGAUUGGUGAGACAGAGUCUGUCACUCUGAAGUCUUGCGUGCGGAAAACAACUGAUAUGCUCGACCGGAGGUUCUGCUUCGACAUAGAAAUAACAGACCGGCCUGGGGUGGUCCUCACUGUCCAGGCACUCUCUGAGGAUGACCGCAGGUUCUGGAUGCAGGCCAUGGGGGGCAAAGAGCCUAUACGCUCUUUUGGGAGGACAUACUCAAAAGAAAGAGGAAUUGAUGUACAGCUGGAUGAAGUCGGGAUAUCAUUUGUGAAGAAUGCAAUCAGUGCCAUUGAAAAAAGAGGUAUUAAUGACCAGGGCUUAUACAGAGUGGUGGGAGUCAGUUCCAAAGUACAGAAGCUUUUGAAUCAAAUGAUUGAUGAGAAGGCCUGUGAUGAAGUGGAUUUGUCUGCUUCUGAAGACUGGGACGUCAAAACCAUAACGAGUGCAUUGAAACUCUAUCUGAGGAGUCUUCCAGAGCCGCUGAUGACCUCCGGACUCUACAAAGAGUUCAUCGUUCCAGCAAAGUCUGCAAGCCCAGAGUCUCGAGUGGAAGCGAUUCACUACCUGGUCCAUAAACUCCCAGAGAAAAACCGGGCGGUUCUGGGACUGCUGAUGAAACACCUGGCCAGUGUGGCAGCCCACAGCAAGCAGAACCUGAUGACUGUGGCCAACCUGGGCGUGGUUUUCGGGCCCACGCUCAUGAGACCUCAGGAGGAGACGGUUGCCGCCAUCAUGGACCUAAAGUUUCAGAACAUCGUGGUGGAGAUUCUCAUUGAGCAUCAGGACAAGAUUUUUGGAGACGCCCCCAACACAUCCCUGUCGACACCGGCACCGUCCCUCACCGCGUCGGCCAGGCAGGCCAAGAAGCAGAGCCGGCAGAAUAGGCCCCUCGCUGUCUACAAUCCACAGGUGCAGGACAUCCAGGGAGCUGAUUGCCCAAACUCUAUCCCUGAUGAGGCCUCUCUGGGUAGCACCGAGUCCGUGUCGUCCCAGUCCUCCAACACCUCCACGUGUGACACCCCCUCUGAGAAGGCCCCACUCACACCAGGGGUUACAGGAGGCGGAACCUCGGCGGCAUCAUGGGUGAAUUCAGGAACCUCCUCCUCCUCGUCCUCUUCCUCCACCUCCUCCUCCGCCUCUCAGACUGUACCCAAAACCAGGCCCCUAGCUGCGGCUGCUGAUGGUGCCAAGCAUGAGACCGUACCCAAAACCACGCCCCUAGUUGCGACUGCUGAUGGUGCCAAACAUGAUGAGAGCCUCUCAAACAGGAGGGCCAAGGCAGUUUACCCGUGCGAGGCCGAGCACCACUCCGAGCUCUCCUUCCAGGUCGGGGACAUAUUUCUCGACGUGACUGUCUCCCAGGAGCCAGGCUGGUUGGAGGGGGAGCUAGAGGGAAAAAGAGGCCUCAUUCCAGAGAACUACGUGGAGAUGCUGUAGCCCAAACCACUCACCUGCCCACUUAUACAUGGUAUCCAUGAUUUCUCUGCUUCACGUGCUGAUUCACGUUUGCAUGCUUUUAAACC